Didymodactylos carnosus is the source of this 234-nucleotide messenger RNA. NCBI's taxonomy places the organism in Eukaryota, Metazoa, Rotifera, Eurotatoria, Philodinida, Philodinidae. The record is from the annotation of a GenBank genome assembly.
AUGCCCACUGUGCGAAGCCAUUUUGAUAGCCCUCGCACAGCGCUAAAACUUUCCAAACCACAUGACUAUUGGAUUGAAUUAAAUCGAUUUAAACACUGGGCGAUAAAACAGAAUAUUGAAUAUCAACAAACCUUAGUGAAACGUCGCUAUGAUAAAAAUCGAUCGAAUCCAAGUUACGCAGUUGAUGAUCUUGUAUGGCUGAAAAUAUUGGCUGGUCGAACAAAAUUAGAUGAA